Melanotaenia boesemani (Boeseman's rainbowfish) is the source of this 1458-nucleotide messenger RNA. RefSeq names its product methyltransferase like 26 (gene mettl26). NCBI's taxonomy places the organism in Eukaryota, Metazoa, Chordata, Actinopteri, Atheriniformes, Melanotaeniidae. Bases 140 to 760 code for a protein of 206 amino acids. The record is from RefSeq and is a predicted model, not a curated record. The transcript has 6 exons.
GAAGUGACCAGUGAUCUAUCGAAAAACAUUUAAAGGUAGCAUUGGUAACUCAGUGUGGUUUGUAUCUUAACCCAGCUAUCUGGAGUGGUUACGUAAUCUGUACCGUGUAACACGGCAGUUAUACCCAGGCCUUGGCACGAUGCUGAGCGCCGCCGCGGCAGAAAGAAAUAAGGAGCCUAUUUUGGCGGUGCUCCGGCAGACGGUGAACAUCGGCAGACCUCUGCAGGCACUGGAGAUAUCGUCCGGUACAGGGCAGCAUGUCACUUAUUUCGCACAAGCUCUGCGGAAUAUAAUCUGGCAACCCUCCGAGUAUGACCACCAGUCUCUUGCCAGUAUAGAAGCUUAUAGAGCUCACUACAAGCUGGACAAUGUGAAGCCUGCCAUCCACCUGGAUGCUUCUCUGCCGUACCAACACUGGGGAUGGAUCCAUCCAGAGAGUCUCGACCUGGUCCUCAACAUCAACAUGAUCCAUAUUUCUCCUUUUGCUUGUACGGAGGGUUUAUUCAGAGGGGCCGGGGCAGUGUUGAAGCCACAGGGUCUUCUUUUGACAUAUGGGCCUUAUGCGGUGAAUGGUCAGAUCACCCCUCGGAGCAAUGUAGAGUUUGACCACAGUCUAAGGCAGAGGAACCCAGAAUGGGGACUCAGGGAUAUCUCACUCCUCAGUUCUCUGGCACAGAAAUAUGGUUUAUUCCUGGAGAAAAUGGUGGACAUGCCAGCGAACAAUAAAUGUCUUCUGUUCAGGAAGGAGAGCCUAGUGUGAGGUAUCCUGAUAGUCCUUUUCUGGAUUCACUCUGGUUUUGGAGCUGCAUGGCCUCAGCAUCUUAAUUUAAGCUUGGAUAUAUGGCCAAAUUUUUAAGAUUCAUAAACAAGUCAUGUUAUUUCCAUACUCUGAAACACACUGAAACAACUCAUUUUUUUCUGUAUUGCUUAGCUGAGUUAAAAGCUCUGAAACAGUUUAUGUUGCCUCUGUUCUUUACCUCAAAAUUACCAGCUAUUAUUUUUCUAUUUUAUUUGAAUUAUUUUUAUUAUAGUAAUUUAGUGCUUUGCAGAGAUAAGAGAGAAUAUAUAUUGCAUAACAUACAUUACAUAAAAUAAGAAUAUUUGUAUAAAAACACUUAAAAUGUAACAACUAAUUUAAGGAAGCAAAAACAAAACAAACUAGAAGCAAAGAUCUGCAGGUGCCCAUUUCUCAAGUCAUACAAGAAUCUCUUGUUUAGCUGCUGUCUUAUUGUUAAAUACAAACACAUACAACACAUUCCACAGACACACACACACACACAUUAUAUAUACACACACAUACAUAUAUAUAAAUUGUGUGUGUGUAAAUAUAGAUUUUAAGUACUGGUUCGAGUGGAAUGUAACAGGCUGUGUUGAGAUGAAAAUGCUUUCAUAACUUGAUUGAAAUGCUUGUGGGCGUGUUUUGUAAUCACAUAUUAAAUAUCAGCUUAUUUGUGGUCA